Messenger RNA from Exophiala spinifera, 1608 nucleotides. RefSeq lists its product as uncharacterized. Bases 1 to 1608 code for a protein of 535 amino acids. Lineage: Eukaryota; Fungi; Ascomycota; Eurotiomycetes; Chaetothyriales; Herpotrichiellaceae. The record is from RefSeq and is a predicted model, not a curated record. The transcript is spliced from 2 exons.
AUGGGCAGCGCUCCAGCUCAGUCCCGCUCCACUUCGACUUCACUUGGAAAUCUCGAGGUCCAAGGCUUCGUCAAUGAAAGCACGAGGGUUGCAAACUAUCUCGGCAUCCAGUAUGCUACCAUUCCAGCUAGGUUUCGCCAAUCACAGCCUGUCGACCACCUAAAUCAGUCCGGUACCCUGGACGCGACUCGUUAUGGCCCAAGAUGCCCACAGAAUUUUAGGCCCCGAGGACUCCCAAUAUACGACGGACUACAGCAGGGAGAGGUGGCCGACGACGAAUUUGGUUGUCUAAGACUCAAUGUUUUCACUCCGACCGGGCCACAAUCGAAGCCAUUGCCUGUCCUGGUCUGGAUACAUGGUGGUGGGUUUGUUUUUGGAGACGGUGGUUGGGAGUAUGACGGCAACAACCUAGUUCAACAUGCAGUCGACAUUGGUAAACCCAUUGUGUACGUUUCACUGAACUAUCGACUUGGCUACUUUGGGUUCUUAUCUUCCAAAGAGUUGAAAGAUGAAGCAAUCAAGGAUGGACAGACGCCUUAUGCCAACAUGGGUUUUUACGAUCAGAGACUUGCGUUACUCUGGGUGCAAAAGCACAUAUCAGCAUUCGGUGGCGACGCCUCCAAUGUGACCAUCGCCGGCGAAUCUGCUGGAGGACUCUCCGUCCUUGCUCAACUCCGAUCAGAUGUUCCGGUUUGCCAACGGGGAAUAAUACUCUCUAGCCCCAACCUCGACUAUCCUCGUCCUGAAGAGUCUCAAGCAACGUUCGAGAAACUCGCCACCAGCACUGGCAUUUCGAGCACUGCGUCUUCGGAAGAAAAGCUGGCAGCAUUGAGAUCAUUAACCUCCGACGAUAUCGUCAAGCUCUUGGGCCGCUCUUUUGCAACUCCACGGUGGGAUCCCGACUGGUUUGUCUAUCAAGACGGUACCACAGCUACUGCUGGACCAGCUUCUCUGGGUCCAUGGGUGAAGGGCGUGGUCACGGGCUCGACAAAAGAUGAAGCAGCCGUGUUCCUUAUCGGCAUGGGUUGGCAAGCAUGGAAAUCCGAACAGUUCAAGGAGCAAGUAACAUCGGUUGUACAAGACCAGAAAGAUGCAACUGCGUUGACGAACGCGUAUGGUAUUGAUCCGACCUCGCCUGCGGAAGUGAAUCUGAGGGGCUUGAUUGACAUGGUGACGGAUGCGAGCUUCUCAGCGCUCCCUUAUAUUGUCGCAGAGCAGUCGAGCGCAGCUCCUCCUAUCAGCCUCUACCGAUUCGACCAGCAAGAUCCAUUCUCGAAGAGUCCAUUCUAUGGCUUUGCAUUUCACUCCCUCGACAAUGCCUUCUUCUGCAGAUAUCCGGCACUCGCUGGACCCAGUGCAGCAGACGAUGUCAAAGCAACCGUCGACCUAUUCAAUGGUGCCGUCCUAGAUUUUACGUACGGAAAUCAGCCGUGGGAGACGUACAAGGAGAACCAACGGGUAAUGGUAUUCAAUGGAAAACGAAGCGGACUUGUGAAGAUCGAUGAACCGGAUCGAUGGAGGCGAGUCUUUCGAGAGCGGGGUGGAUCAAAGACUGUACGGCGGUACAAUCACAAGUUGAUGGCACUUAACCAUGACUCAUUGCCCUAG